This is a messenger RNA of Pieris macdunnoughi, 435 nucleotides long. NCBI's taxonomy places the organism in Eukaryota, Metazoa, Arthropoda, Insecta, Lepidoptera, Pieridae. The record is from the annotation of a GenBank genome assembly.
AUGGGCGAUGUACCAGGCGUCACGGCCGGGGCGUUUAACCCGGCGGUACCCGACCUUAGACGGGAGUCAGCGAAGGUGUGCCUAAAGAUUAACUCUUCCAAGACUAAAUCUAUGACAAACAUCGAAAAAACCAGACAACAACAACUACCAGUAGAUAUCUCAUACCACUUUAUCUAUCUUGGGCACAAAAUUUCACUGGGAUGCGAAAGUCAAUCUGAAGUCGACCGACGUAUUUCGCAAGCAUUGGAAGCUUUAGGACACUUCUCUCUAGCACUCAAAAGAAAGGUCUUCCAUCAGUGUAUCCCACCUGUCUUACUUAUGGAGCCAAAACCGGAAGUCCGAGAGUGGCGCAGCGGGCGAUGGAGCGUGAUAUGCUUGGUAUCUCUCUUCGCGAUCGCGGACAGAACGAGGCCAGUCGUGAAAAGACCACCGUAA